UACACGUGUGUUUGUGCCAGAGAAAAAUUCUUGGAGUUGGAUGGAGGGAUAAAGCGCAUCAAUGAUAUCACAUCACAAUGUGUAAUCUUCAAAAGACGAGCGAUGCCUGGUUUUUGGUGUGUCAGUGAAAACAGCUCACUAGAAGAGAUGUAUAGUUGGGUGCCUUGUGGAAUGCUCUCAUUGAAAAUAUUUUUUCUCUCAAUUUAUUUUUGUGGUUGCUCAUGCUAUGACCUGAAGAAAUUAUCGGAGUGUUGCGCUGUAGUAAUAGACAUGGGGGGAACACGGAUUUACAAGAACUUCCACCAAUGGCUGAUACCCUCAAGAGCGGUGGUGGCGAUCCUAGCUCUGGCCUCUGUGUCUGUGUUCGUCGGUAUCGUGCUCUUGGCUAUUGGGAGUCCUGCAUUGACCAUAGGUGGAGCGAUAGUUUUCGGAUUUGGUCUGCUUCUCAUUCUGUCCUGUUUAUUGCUAUGUUUACACGCCUGUUUUGUGAUGUACGUCAAAGACGAAUCCACUCAAACCCACGAUAACGAUGCCACCACCUCUUCAAACAGCAAACGAGACUCCGGUUCAAUUCCAACAUACGCUUGUAUUGACAGAAAACCGCCACCCUCUCCAUCAAGCGUCCAUAACGGUCGUACUGCGCCCAAGAAAUUUGUGACCCUUGGUGGUUAUGCAUCGCAGAAUGCAAAUUUGAGUGCCAAGGAUGGGACAACUCCAGGAAAUGGAACUGCGGCUCGUGAAAGUAACAGAUUUAACUCUAUAUAUUCAACAUAUAACCCAAAACGUCAAGAUUAUCAACAAGGCCCGCCCAUUGUGCAACGUUUGUUUGCGUUUUCAACCGAUUUUUCGCAACCAACGCCUUAUAGCACGCUGAAGCCGCAAAACCAGAAACCACCAAUCCCACAACAACACCACCACCACCACCAACAACAACAACAAAAUAACAUCCCGCAAAGCAAAUAUGGAUUCCGCUCUUCCUUUGAAGAAAGAGAUUACGAUAAUCAAAUAGAAUCCAUGCCCCUGAUGAUAGAGAACCAGCAGUCUCUUCGAUCCAAAACUUCUUUCGACGAGACAUUCAAACCAACUCCUCUCGUUUAUCCGUCCGCCAGACGACCUAUAACCUUUGAUAAGAUAUCAAUGUCGUCUUCUAAGACGAGCAUUUAUGACAAUGUUCAUUGUGCAAUUGGUUUGGAUACUUUUAAACUCGACAGAGAAAAUGAUUGAUUUGUCGACGAAGGUUGCACUGAAGUUCAUUUAUAAAGACCAGUUGUGGUUAAAUAUUCUAUAUCUACAUACAUGCAGUUAUUUACUGCAGGCUGUUCAGUAUACAGGGUUAUUUUCGCCCGUGCAAUUUUCGUCCCUCUACACUUACAAACAGGUUCGCCUCGUUUUGCAUUUACCCAGAAACAGCUGUGUUUAAUAGAGAUAAUUUGAGACAUUGGAAAUCGCCAAGUCUUAAAUUCGCAUGCUGACAACGGGCAAAAGGG
This is a messenger RNA of Magallana angulata, 1487 nucleotides long. RefSeq lists its product as uncharacterized. The record is from RefSeq and is a predicted model, not a curated record. NCBI's taxonomy places the organism in Eukaryota, Metazoa, Mollusca, Bivalvia, Ostreida, Ostreidae. The transcript is spliced from 4 exons. Bases 103 to 1224 code for a protein of 373 amino acids.